Molecule: messenger RNA, 405 nt
Organism: Puccinia triticina
Lineage: Eukaryota; Fungi; Basidiomycota; Pucciniomycetes; Pucciniales; Pucciniaceae
Exons: 3
Coding region: 1-405 (134 amino acids)
Source: RefSeq, a predicted model, not a curated record
AUGGGUCCCCGGGCAAUCAUAACCUCAACGAUCUUCAGCUCUGCGCCGAGUAGAGGCCUUGACGAAGCACGCAGCGCCCGUCGCCCUCCAAAGCGGGUGCCGACCAAAGAGCUCUUGGCAUCCAACCGGGACCUGCUUGGCUGGAUCAACAACAAGAUCAGGGCCCGCAAGUCGGCCACCGCCUCGGACUUCUUGGGCUCCAUCCGCAACGGCCACGUGCUUGUUCGGCUCAUCGAGGCCCUCACUAUGGCCGACUCCGGCCUCUCCAUCAGGGACUUCCUUGGCGCCUUCCAUCUCACUCAGCUCAACCUCCAUUGCCCUGCUGGCCCGGAUACGCCAGGUGCCUCCGAUAGCAAGCAAGGCUUGUUGAACUUCUUCUUCAGCCACAAACCUGCCAACCAAUGA